GUGAAACCUUUGUCCUGGGAGAUGGCCUCCCAGGGCCCCUGGAGCCUCGCCUGGACCCCAUGGACUCUGCCUUGAACUCUGUCAACUCCUCCAGCCACAGCAGGAGCUGCAGAGACUUUCGCCUGCCAGGAUACAGGCACCUGCACCAGCCCUGCAGCCUCAGCCAGGGCAGCACCUCUGCCCUGCGCAGGCUUAGCUCUGGGGGCUCCGACAGGUACCUCAGCCCCCGCGACAGCUCCAGGCUCGGCGGCCGCGACCCUUCGGCCUGGACGGUGGAGGAGGUGAUGCAGUUCAUCAGGGACUCAGACCCACAGCUGGGCCCCCACGCAGACCUCUUCCGCAAGCACGAGAUCGACGGGAAGGCUCUGCUCCUGCUGCGCAGCGACAUGAUGAUGAAGUACAUGGGGCUGAAGCUGGGCCCAGCCCUGAAGCUCACUUACCACAUCGACAAGCUAAAGCAAGGCAAGUUCUGA
This is a messenger RNA of Acanthisitta chloris (rifleman), 473 nucleotides long. RefSeq names its product polycomb protein SCMH1-like. NCBI's taxonomy places the organism in Eukaryota, Metazoa, Chordata, Aves, Passeriformes, Acanthisittidae. The record is from RefSeq and is a predicted model, not a curated record. The transcript has 3 exons. The annotation marks the transcript as partial. Gene Ontology annotation, molecular function: protein binding.